AAUUUCCCACGCGCGCCGCAUGUCACAUCCGGUUUCAGCACCUCGGACAGCUCGCGCUCGCACUCCCCAAUCUUUCUGCCUCACGCAACGAGAUACACACAAAGUUUUGGGCUAACCAGACCACCCUGCGUGACGCUAAACCUCCAGAGCCGCUAAUCUAACGGGGACAGGAGUCGACGGGAGGCAGAAAGACACACGGGAGAAAACGGGAGGCGCGAGACGACGCUCCGCGCGCGAGAUGCCCAGAGACGGCUGCGCGAGACCGAGUUCUGUUUCUCUGUCAUUCUGUUGCUGAGAAGAGAGAGAAAGAGAGAGAAGCGAGAGACCGGGGACAGAGGAGCGAGGAGAGAGCAUCAACGAGCGGGUCUUAACGAGGCACCGGACCGGAUCUGCAUGCGAGAGCGAGUCCGAGCGAGCGGAGGCGCGAGAUGCAGCGCGUGAACAAGCUCUUGAGUCUCAUCGUGCUGGUGCUGAUGGGCACGGAACUCACGCAAGUUUUACCCGCUAACCCAGAGGAGUCCUGGCAGGUGUACAGCUCGGCUCAGGACAGCGAGGGCAGGUGUGUGUGUACGGUCGUUGCACCUCAGCAGACCAUGUGCUCGAGAGACGCCCGCACCAAACAACUCCGCCAGCUACUGGAGAAGGUGCAAAACAUGACGCAAUCAAUCCAAGUAUUGGACCAGCGGACCCAGAGGGACCUGCAGUAUGUGGUGAAGAUGGAAGAUCAACUCCGAGGCCUGGAGACCAAAUUCAAACAGGUGGAAGAGAACCACAAACAAAACAUCGCCAAGCAAUACAAGGCCAUAAAGGCAAAAAUGGCGGAGCUGCGUCCGCUAAUCCCCGUACUCGAGGAGUACAAAGCCGACGCCCGGCUGGUUCAGCAGUUUAAGGAGGAGGUGCAGAACUUGACGGCCAGCCUCGGCCUCCUCCAGCAGGAGAUGGGAGCCUACGACUACGAUGACCUGCACUCCCGUGUGGUUAGUCUCGAGGAGCGGCUACGCGCAUGCAUGCAGAAGCUCGCUUGUGGUAAGCUGACCGGCAUUAGUGAUGCAAUCACUAUUAAAACAUCCGGGUCUCGGUUCGGAUCCUGGAUGACAGACCCCCUCGCUCCUGAAGGAGACACUAGGGUGUGGUACAUGGACGGUUACCAUAACAACCGCUUUGUACGGGAGUACAAGUCUUUGGCGGACUUCAUGACGUCGGAUAACUUCACGUCUCACCGGCUCCCGCACCCUUGGUCCGGGACGGGUCAGGUGGUCUACAACGGCUCCAUCUAUUUUAACAAGUUCCAGAGUAACAUGAUCAUCAAGUUUGACUUCAAGACCUCCACCAUUAGUAAGUCUCAACGUCUGGACAACGCAGGCUACAGCAACACCUACCAUUACGCCUGGGGAGGACACUCCGACAUCGACCUCAUGGUGGAUGAGGGCGGGCUCUGGGCCGUGUACGCCACCAAUCAGAACGCGGGGAACAUCGUCAUCAGCAAGCUCCACCCGCUGACCCUGCACAUCAUCCAAAGCUGGACAACCAAUCACCCGAGGCGCAGUGCCGGGGAGUCGUUUAUGAUUUGCGGGACGCUGUACGUGACCAACGGCUACUCGGGAGGGACGAAAGUCUACUAUGCCUACCACACCAACUCCUCAACAUACGAAUACAUCGAUAUCGUUCUGCAGAACAAGUACUCACAUAUAUCCAUGCUGGACUAUAACCCACGAGAUCGCGCGCUAUAUGCCUGGAAUAACGGACAUCAGGUCCUCUACAAUGUUACUCUUUUCCAUGUCAUCCGCUCGGAGCAGCUGUAACCAUGGAGGAUUUAGUUUGGAGAAUCUGAAAGGAACAUAAAACUGAACCUAAGACAAUCCUUUGGAAUGUUCUUCAACAGAUUGUUACAACACUGCAAAAAAAAAAAAAAAAAAAAAAGAUGUUCUUCCUCAGUAUUUUUGUCUCGUUUGCCAAUAUAAAUAUCUAAACACUCUUAAAUCAAGAUACAUUUACUGGAGAUGCAAAAUGAAUGCAACAUGAAUUCAAAUUUAAAUAUUCGACAUGACACAAGGAAUCCAUAGAUGCCAUGAUCACGAUUUUCUGACAAACUGUUCAAAAGUUAUAAGCAAAAAUAGCCAUUUUUCAGAUCUCAUGACCUGUAAGUGGCACUGUUCCCAAAUUUGGCAUGAACCCUCAGAUCAUGGAUCCGAUGAAGCGUACCAAUUUUUGUUUUGAUUGCUCAAAGUUUGGCCGAAAUACAGUCUCUGAACCAAUUUUGAACUCGUUAAGUUAAGUAAGCAACAUCAUAACUGAAUACUGUACGAAUACUGUACUCUCAAAACUGAAUACUGUACUCUUCAAAAUGGCCAAUACUGUAAUAGGUGGAGUCUUAAUGUAAGAUGUUGAAUGUGAUCAGCAUGAAGAGUGGAAUCAGGUGUACUAAGUUUAAUUUUUCUAAAGCAAUGGGUUCAAAAGUUAUACAAUUUAGAAAAGUGAAUUUUUGAACUUGUUUUGGCGCUAUAGAGUUGGUCCUAGAGACUCCAAAAUUGGUCAAAUAACUAUUCAUUACCAUCUCUACAAUUGUGCCAAAUUUCAUAAUUUUCUCAUAUUCUGCUCAUAGGGCUGCCAUAGACACCCCAUACAGAAGAAGAAUAAUACUGAGUGAAGAAAACAAGACUUCUUAUUUUGUGUUAUUUUGCAUCUACAGUAAAAGUAUCUUGACAUAAGAAUGUUUAGAUAUUUGAACACAAAACAAGACAAAAAUACCAAGUAAGAAACUAUUUUUUGCAGUGAAAAAAUGCUAUGCUGAAUGAAAACUGAACCAUUUAAAGAACAAUAGACAUGUGAAUGGAAAAUAAGAAACAAAAUCAUGAACAGAUGCCAAAAAAAAAAUGAAAUAAAUAAAGCCACGCCUUUCUUUUUUUUACAAAAAAAACUUUUUCUUUCUAGGACACUGUCUGGUCAGAGGUUUUCCAGUAGCACUAAAAAGACAUGCUUUUCUGCACACUGAAAUAUGGAGAACAUUGGGAUUAGUUACGGACUAGUAGCCCAUGUGGACUACUCAACCCUUUCCUUGUGCAGGAAAACCGAUGGUGCUUCACUCGGCAAACUAACUCGGUCGGCUACCAGUCUGUGCAAUGUCAUAAGUCUAACUUGUGUGCUUUGCAGAGCUCAUUUCUUUAGAUAAAUCAGAAAAAAACAUGACUGGCUGAAGGCGCUGACUGUUGAAAGCUCUGUUGUCGUUCAAAGGACUCUUGUGAGAUUUUACUUGAACUUCUCUGCGAUCAAGUUCCCUAAAUGUGGACCAUAUCAUGAUAUUUUAUAACGACCUACAUGUAUGUAGCACCUGAGAACAGACCAAAGCGUGCUAUUAAAGUCAACAUGAACUCAAAAUUCACCCUCUUUACAGUUUCAAUCACACUUUCUUAACCCUCUGGAGUCUGAGGGGGAUUUUGUGCCCUGGAGAUGUUCCGACAUCCCUUAACAUUUGUGCUUAUUUCAAUGACUUAUAACAUUUUAAUGGCUAAAGUCUGUAUUCAGCACAAACUCUGCUACAAUAAUAUGUGAGCAGCAUGUAUGUAAAAGUUUGUCUUUUUGAGAAAAUGACGUUUAUGUGUGGUUAGUGAAAAAACUGUUUAAAGUCACUGAAAUAAGCACAAUUGUUGUACCUUUUAUCAAAAAAUCUCUGAAACAACUUUCCUUUUCGGAUGACAUCACCAAGAACUCUUAUUUUUCACCCCUCCCCCCAAUUGUCCAUUUUUUUAGGAUAAAAAUCAAGUCUCGUCCUGCAUUUUUCUCACUGAAUAUCCUGUUAAUCACAGGAACACAUCACAUCAAUAAAAUGGGUUGCGAACAUCAUUUCAUGUUGACUUUAAACCUCCUCUGGUGAGAAUAUCACCAUUCAGGCUACCGAUACACACUUUGUUGUGCUUGUAAAUGGAUGUCAGCUACAUCUGCAUCAUGGUUGCUAUGAUUCAUGUAACAGAUGUGCAGUUUUUACUAGCAGAUGGUUCAGGUACAAUCUUACUCCGAAUUAGUCUCUGUGCUGGUGAAUUCUUGUAAAAUGAUUUCUUUAGUUUUGCAUGAGCAGUUUCUACAUGCCCAGAUGUGCUUAAAGGAAUGUUUACCUGUAUGAUGGGUUGGGGUUGGUUAUAAUCUUUAGAAACCUGGGAAUUAAAAAAAAAAAUGCUUGUUUCUAUCUGGUUUGUUUCGAGUGGCUUGUUUCUUAACACCCAUUCUUGAUUUUUGUAGAUUUACAGUUUGAUGUUUUUUGUAAUAUAGUACCGUCUGCUUGGGUGAUGCUUCAGUGUCUUUGUUUUAGUUUAAAGGUGUUAGAAAGCCACAUUUCUGUCACAAAAACUCAAAAAAGAUCGAUAUCAGAAUGUAAGAUGUCACUUUAGAAGACAUCUAAAAUAUGAAUAUGAAACUAUGACGUCAUUGAGCAGUCUAUUAUGUAAUGUAAACAUUUUAACAAGGUCUUAUAAAGAAUUAGCUGAACCUAAUUCCAGUUUUCUUUAUGCGCUUAGCUGGAUGUGUGUUGUACCCACAAUACUAUGAUUCUUAUCAAUAAAAGGGGAUUUAUAUCCUGAUGUCAUUCUG
Molecule: messenger RNA, 4581 nt
Organism: Ctenopharyngodon idella (grass carp)
Lineage: Eukaryota; Metazoa; Chordata; Actinopteri; Cypriniformes; Xenocyprididae
Gene: olfm1b
Product: olfactomedin 1b
Exons: 6
Coding region: 429-1802 (457 amino acids)
Biological process (GO): signal transduction
Source: RefSeq, a predicted model, not a curated record